AUGAGAACGGACGCGUUAGUGGUAUUCACGUUUGUGUUAUUUACAUUUGUUCGAGCGGGUGUACACAACAUCGAGACGCUCCAAAUAAGUGGAAGAAAUCCAUAUAAAUGGAAUGGAAAUGAUAUACCUUACACAAAGAAUAAAGACGUAAAUAUACAAAAGCCGGUGAAUGAGAUAUAUCCUUCCGCCGUUCUGUUCGGGAGGACUUGUGGAGGCACCAUCAUCAGUCCUAAAUGGAUUCUCACUGCGGGUCAUUGCACGCUAUUCACCGGCGGUCGAGAUAUCCUCGCCGGGACGAAUAACACUGAGAAUGAUACCGGCGUGAGGCGAAAAGUGAAGCGUCUUGUCAUACAUCCUCGUUUCUCAGUAGGACCGUACUGGCUUGAUGCACAGCAAUUUAAUUUGAAGCAGGUUGGAGCAAGAUAUGAUUUUCUCCUUGCGGAGUUAGAAGAACCUCUUCCUCUGGACGGCAAGACUAUGGUAGCAGCGCAAUUGGAUUCGCGCGCAAGAAUUCCUGUAGGAGAAGCAGCCGGCUAUGCUGGCUUUGGCGCUGAAAGACACGGGGAAACUAUGCGCGAGGAUAUGCAUGGCAUGGAUCUCGAGGUUCUUGAUGAUAACGAGUGCUCUUCCCUGGAACAGUUCAAUGCUGAAGACAUGAUAUGUACAAAAGGACGUCCACCUCGCUACGACUCUGCGUGUAACGGCGACAGUGGCAGUGGGCUCAUAAGUAACGGCAGAAUUCUCGGAGUCGCAUCUUGGGUAGAAGACGACGCCACCGUUUGUAGAAACGGUGCAAGAGUUGUAUUUUCUAGAGUGGCAAGCGCGAGAAAAUGGAUACAAGACGUGACUGGAAUA
Molecule: messenger RNA, 855 nt
Organism: Brenthis ino (lesser marbled fritillary)
Lineage: Eukaryota; Metazoa; Arthropoda; Insecta; Lepidoptera; Nymphalidae
Source: the annotation of a GenBank genome assembly